UAUGAUAAGCAUCAAGGGCCUAAGUUUAAGAUUUAGCGAUGUUGGAUUAUGAUAAGCAAGUAUCUGUUGGUGAUUUAAAUCCCAGUGUACUUCGGAGGCUUUUUCAAAGUAUCUGCAAAAUGGCUCAUAAUUUGGAUGAAUUUAUUGAAGAGCAAAAAGCCAAAUUGGCCAAAGACAAGGCAGAAUUGGAAAGGGAUCCACCAUACAUGGAAAUGAAGGGAAAGCCAUCAGAGAAGCUUUCUGAAAACAGUAAAAUAUUAAUCUCCAUGGCGAAGGAAAACAUACCACCCAACAGUCAACAGGCGAAGGGCUCCUUAGGAAUUGAUUAUGGGUUAAGUUUACCACUUGGGGAAGACUAUGAACGGAAGAAACAUAAACUAAAAGAAGAAUUGCGACAAGAUUACAGACGCUAUCUUACUCAGGGUAUUACAGAAGCAAAAAGAAAGAAAAAUUUUCUAUCCACGAGUGAAACAGAUCCAUCUACUCUGGGAGUUUCUCUUCCUAUUGGUGAGAGGUUAUCUGCCAAGGAAAGGUUGAAACUUGAACGCAACAGAGAAUAUAAUCAAUUUCUCAGGGGUAAGGAAGACUCCACUGAAAAGUUCAGACAGGCAGAAAACAGUACUGAGCACAAGAGUCAAAGAACUAAAAAACCUAUUAGUCAGGUUAAGCCUGGUUUACUUUCACAAAUACAAACAUCUUUGGAAAAUUCAGAGGGUGCUAGGAGAGAUGUCUUAACUCCUUCGGAGGCAUAUGAAGAGCUUCUAAACCAAAGACGACUGGAGGAGGACAGAUACCGACAACUAGAUGAUGAAAUUGAAUUAAGGAAUAGAAGAAUCGUUAAGAAAAUCAAUGAAGAAGUGGGCAUUUCUAAUAAAAAACAUCACAGGUUUGCCAGCAAGGUUGACAUUCCCGAUAGAAGAUUUCACAGGCUUGAUGAGGAUUUUGUGUUUGACAGACAGUAUUACAGACCAGACCAAGAUCCUGAAGUAAGUGAAGAAAUGGACGAGAGGUUUAGAUACGAAAGUGAUUUUGAUAGAAGACCUUUGAGAGUGUAUACAAAUGACAGGCUGUUCGGGAACAGAGGAGGGAACGAGCUUGCCAUGGAGCAUGGUGGUGAUGUCACACAGCAGUCAAACAUACGAAUUUCAUCUGCUGGAGAGAAAAGUGCUCAAGACAAUGAACCAUCCAGAUCUACUAACCGAGAGAUAUGUAGUCCUUUUGUGGGUAUGCUCUUUGGAGGGGAAGAUCGAGAGCACAUUCAGAGAAGGAAAGAGAAAUACAGAUUAGAACUAUUGGAACAAAUGGCUGAACAACAGAAGAAUAAGAGACGAGAAAAGGAUUUGGAACUCAGGGUUGCAGCUUCUGGAGCACAGGACCCUGAGAAAUCCUGGAAUGAAUUACUUACAUCAUUGCAGUUAAGUAAGAAGAAGCCUGAUAGACUAAAGCAGUUUAGUGUGGCACCACGACACUAUGAAGAGAAGAUACCACCCGAAAGGCCCAGAGUAGCUUUCCAGACACCUCUCCCUCCUUUGUCGGCCCCAUCUGCCCCACCCAUCCCUCCAGUUCACUCCUUCCCAUCUCAGAGUGAAGAUUUGCACAGUGGCCUCAGCAGCACCCUUGGUGAAAUGGUGCCUCCCAGGAUUGCACCUCUGCCUCCACCUCCCCUUUUACCCCCUUUGGCUACUAGCUAUCGAACUCCUUACGAUGAUGCGUACUAUUUUUAUGGAGCCAGGAAUACUUUGGACCCUGGUCUUGCUUAUUAUGGUUCAGGAAUGGUGGGAGCACAGCCUGCAGCUUAUGUUAGCGCUCCCGUUGCCCACCAGCCAGCACCACCUAUUAUGAAUAUGGUUGGACAGAAUGAAUUGAAAAUGACAAGUGAUCGCGCAAUAAAUUCAGGAUUGUUUUUUGAAGAUAAACCAAAGCCUUCAAAGCAGUCACUUCAGUCUUACCAGGAAGCUUUGCAGCAGCAGAUUCGGGAAAGAGAAGAAAGAAGGAAGAAAGAACGAGAAGAAAAGGAAGAAUAUGAAGCUAAACUAGAAGCAGAAAUGAGAAGUUACAACCCCUGGGGGAAAGGCGGAGGUGGUGCUCCUCUCAAGGAUGCAAAGGGAAAUCUGAUAACUGAUUUGAAUAGGAUGCACAGACAAAAUAUAGAUGCCUAUCAUAACCCAGAUGCAAGAACAUAUGAAGAUAAAAGGGCUGUUGUAUCACUAGACCAAAAUUUAGCCACUUCAAAUCCUGAGAACCUAGAAGAUUCUGCAAAUAAAAAUUCAGGUCAUAUGCAAACACAGAGCUCUCCUUUUGCUCGGGGAAAUAUAUUUGGUGAGCCUCCAACUGAACUUCAGAUUAAACAGCAAGAAUUAUACAAGAAUUUUCUUCGUUUUCAGAUUGAAGAAAAGAAAAAAAGAGAGGAAGCAGAGCGAGAGAGACUAAGAAUUGAAGAAGAAAAAGAAGAAAAACGGCUCGCAGAACAGAGGGCACGAAUCCAGCAAGAGUAUGAAGAGGAACAGGAAAAGAAAAGGGAGAAGGAGGAGGAGCAAAGGCUAAAAAAUGAAGAGCUUAUUCGGUUAGCUGAAGAAAGACGAAAAGAAGCAGAAAGAAAGAAGAAAGAAGAAGAAGAGAAACAUAACCUACAACUUCAGCACUAUUAUGAAAGAGAAAAUACAGUUGGGGAAGAAACAAAGCACUUGAGACAGCCUUCUCCCGUAGUUCCUGCUCUUCAGAACAAAAUUGCAAGCAAACUCCAAAGACCUCCUUCAGUUGACAGCAUUAUAAGUUCCUUUACGCAGGAACGUUCCGUGUCCCGGGCGCAGUCUCCUCCGGUACCUGCCAGGAAGAAUCAGCUCCGUGCCGAAGAGGAGAAAAAAAAUGUGAUUAUGGAAUUAUCAGAAAUGAGAAAACAGCUUCGUAGUGAAGAGCGCCGUCUGCAAGGGCGCUUGCUACACAUGGACAGUGAUGAUGAAAUUCAUAUAAGGAGAAGAGAACGGAACCCCAUGGGAAUCUUUGACAUGGCCCGACAUCGGCUGCAAGCGCCGGUCAGGAGACAGUCACCGAAGGGCCUAGACCCUACUACUUUCCAGAAUAUUCAGGACUUCAGUGAGCUGAAAGAUAGAGAUUCAGAAACACGAUUUGACCUGAAACUUAUGUACCCGGAUCCUCCGAGAGAUCGUCACACCUUAGAGAUUCAGCAGCAAGCUCUGCUGAGAGAGCAGCAGAAGAGACUGAAUAGAAUGAAAAUGCAGGACGGCGCUGAAGAGGGCUUGGAUGCUAUCCCAGCUGCUAAAAUGCAAGACCAAAGAAUGCCCAGAGAUGACACUAAUGAUUUCUUGAAAAAUUCAUUAUUGGAAUCCGAUAGUGCUUUUAUUGGUGCUUAUGGCGAGACGUACCCUGCCUUUGAGGAGGACACGUUCCUUCCACCAUCACAGUUGCCCUCUGCCCGGGAACGCAGGAGGAACAAACAGAAGGGCCUGGGCUUUGAUAACAGUCGUCCUAAUGUACCACCAGAUGGUCUCUCUUUAAAAUCUGUAUCCAGUGUAAAUAUUGAUCAGAUUAGAAUGAGAAAUGAGGAACGAAUGCGAAGAUUGAAUGAACUUCAAAAUAAACCUAUUAAUACAGAUGACGAGAGUUCACUGGUUGACCCUGAUGACAUCAUGAAGCACCUGGGUGACGACGGAUCCAACUCUGUAGCAACUGAACCCUGGCUCCGCCCGGGCACCUCAGAAACACUGAAACGAUUCAUGGCAGAGCAGCUGAACCAAGAGCAGCAGCAGGUUCCUGGAAAACCAGGCACUUUCAGUUGGCAGGGCCUGUCUACUGCACACGGUUAAAUAAACUUGGACUGGACCCAGCAGUGCCUUUGAAGGUGAAAGGAUGUUAAACCUGAGCCGUUAGUAAUAUGUGCCCCUUUGUCCCUUACCUGAGUUCCUGACGUUCCAUCUGUGUAUAAAGUGUAGCUUUUCCUUGAUGAUGUAUAUAGUGUAUAUUAUGUACAUAAAUAAAAGGCCAUGGCUAUUUAUAUUUGAUGUAGAAUUGUAUAGAAUUAUUUUUGCAAAAUUUUGCCAUAAUUUAGGGUGGUAAUGAACUCUUGGAAUCAACUACCGUAUGUGCAUUAUUAUAAAUUUUGCUUGUAAGAUAAGGUGAAUAAAACACAAGUGUCUUAACAGUCCUAUAAAACCAGAAAACUCUGUGCACAUUUGCCAUUGUUACUGCUAUUCAAUUUACUAGUAAAUACAUUGGUUGUAGUUGUGACUAUUCUAGUUGCUACAUAGUGAAAUCAAAGGUACUAGUUAGUCAUUUUCAUGGCAUUUAUAGCUACUGAUUCAGUAUAAAUGAUGGCAGUCAUACCUGAUUUUAGUCCCUUGAGCCAUGCACUAAAUGUUACAUCUUUCUGCCUCUAUUUUUGUGCCUAUGAAGGUACUAUGUUUCUAAUUUAUAUGAUUUAAUUACUUAUGGAUAGAAAUAAAUUAUUUUCAUUACUAACGUUGGUUUCUUAUUUUAACUAAAAUUCAGGUCUCUACACAGGGUGUUCUAGAAGUUGAAGAGAGGCAGGAACACCAGGGUCCAGGACAGGGCCUGGAACCCCUGUGCUACCAAGGACCCAAACCUUUCUUAUUUAGAGUCUUUAGCACCAUGACAGCUGAGAACACCCCCCAGGCACUGCUGCUUGCACAUUUCCACGGACAUAAUUAAUGGCAGAGAUGAGAUCAGAUUAAGUGUAUCUCACAUGUGAAAUUUCUGAUGCUUUGAAUUUUAGCAGCAUGUAAAUUUUAUACUCAAUUUUGUGGUCUAACCAUUGUUUUCUUAACUGUAAAGAUUUUUCUUGUAUCUUCAUCUGAAAGUAAGAUGAAGGCCUGUCUCCUAUAGGGAGAGGCCUGAUAUUAUACCGUAAAAUAAACCACCAGGUUAUUUGAAACACUUAACCUCUCGGACAGUCCCGAAGGUCAUGGAGGCUCCAGCUACCGAGGUGGGUGACUCCCAGCUGUAGUAUCAAGCUGGGCUUGAACAGUGUCUUAAGGGUAAUAAAUAUGGUGGACUUAUAAAUACAUCAUUAAUAACUGCUCAUUACCUAAGAGAGGUGUGAGAGCUAAGCCUGAACACUUGU
Rhinolophus ferrumequinum (greater horseshoe bat) is the source of this 5098-nucleotide messenger RNA. It is a transcript of the gene CSPP1, whose product is annotated as centrosome and spindle pole associated protein 1. NCBI's taxonomy places the organism in Eukaryota, Metazoa, Chordata, Mammalia, Chiroptera, Rhinolophidae. The record is from RefSeq and is a predicted model, not a curated record. Gene Ontology annotation, cellular component: spindle pole; centrosome; microtubule. The transcript has 32 exons. Gene Ontology annotation, biological process: positive regulation of cytokinesis. The coding region runs from base 39 to 3824 and encodes 1261 amino acids.